Molecule: messenger RNA, 672 nt
Organism: Aegilops tauschii subsp. strangulata
Lineage: Eukaryota; Viridiplantae; Streptophyta; Magnoliopsida; Poales; Poaceae
Product: protein FAR1-RELATED SEQUENCE 5-like
Biological process (GO): regulation of DNA-templated transcription
Source: RefSeq, a predicted model, not a curated record
AUGCCAACGGAGUUUGAAGCUGCCUGGGCUGAACUCGUGCAAAAGUACAACCUGCAGAACGACCAAAUGAUGAUGCAGCUGUGGAAUGAUAGGAAAAUGUGGAUAUCAGCAUAUUAUAAGAAUAUUUUCUGUGCUAGAAUGACUUCUACACAACGAAGCGAGAGCACGAAUCACGUGCUCAAGAGAGGGUUUGUCAAGGGGACCCAGAACCUAAACAAGUUUGCUAGGCGGGUAAAUGCUUGCAUACAAACUUGGAUGCAGAAGGAGAACGAGCAAACAAUGACCAGCAUGACCAACCCUGUGACAAAAACAACUUACGACUACGAGGAAGACAUGGCUAUCAAGUACACGAGAGCCGUGUACAGCGAGAUGAGGACUAGGAUGAGAAAAGCCACGCUAUUUCGUGCGAAGUCUAUAGCAGAGCCCACUAAGUACCUUGUGUACUACCACAACAAGGCUGGCAUGAUGAUGAAGAAAGAUUUGCCUGGCCUGUUCUGCCUUCACAUCAUGAACAUACUGGACUACCCGAAGCCUGACAAAUUUCCAGACAAGUAUAUCCUCAAACGGUACACAAAGACUGCAAAAUCACAACCAACAUUUGAUAUAAGGGACUACAACACAACUGCAUCGGAUGGCAGCUCAAGACUAUCGAAGCAAGACAUCUUGCUGUAG